This is a messenger RNA of Oryzias melastigma (Indian medaka), 948 nucleotides long. RefSeq names its product olfactory receptor 52N2. The record is from RefSeq and is a predicted model, not a curated record. The coding region runs from base 1 to 948 and encodes 315 amino acids. The transcript has a single exon. NCBI's taxonomy places the organism in Eukaryota, Metazoa, Chordata, Actinopteri, Beloniformes, Adrianichthyidae. Gene Ontology annotation, cellular component: membrane. Gene Ontology annotation, biological process: G protein-coupled receptor signaling pathway. Gene Ontology annotation, molecular function: olfactory receptor activity; G protein-coupled receptor activity.
AUGGAAAACUACACUUGGAACAGCUACUACCUGCAGUUAGAGAGCCUGAACGUCUCAGAGUCCUCCAAGUACUCAGUCUUUUUCUGCUUCCUCUUUAUAUACCUGCUUAUCAUGGUUAUCAAUGUUGGCAUUAUAGUGUUGAUAAUCAUAGACAAAAACCUCCAUCAGCCCAUGUACCUGCUGUUCUGCAACCUGUCAGUCAGCGAUGUGAUUGGUAACACAUACAUGAUCCCCCGUCUGCUGUGGGACAUCCUGAAGCCCCCGUCUGAGCGCCUCAUCAGUUACUACGAGUGUGUGGUUCAGGCCUUCACCUCUCACAUGUUCGGCACCACCUCCCACACCGUGCUCAUGGUCAUGGCCUUCGAUAGGUACGUGGCCAUCUGCAAUCCUCUGAGAUACGCCGACAUCAUGACCAACAGGAUGGUACUGAAGCUGACCGUUUCCGCCUGGGGGGUGGCUUUCGUUUUGGUGGCGGUUCUGCUCGGUCUGACGAUCCGACUGAACCGAUGCAGGACUCUGAUCUCAAACCCGUACUGUGACAACGCCUCGCUGUUUAAGCUGUCCUGUGAGAGCGUGGUCAUCAACAACAUCUACGGCCUGGCCUUCACCGUGGUCCUCCUGACCUCCUCCAUCGGCUGCAUGGUCCUCACCUACACCAGCAUCAGCGUGGUCUGUCUGACCAGCAAGAACAAGUCUCUGAACAGCAAAGCCCUGAAGACCUGCAGCACUCACCUCAUUGUUUAUUUCCUCAUGUUUGUCUGUGGGAAGAUCAACAUUUUGUUGCAUCGCUUCCCUGAGCUCAGUUAUUACAGGAGCAUCUCUGCUAUCAUGUUUCAUGUCCUUCCUGGCACCCUGAACCCCAUCAUUUACGGGGUCCAGUCCAAAGAAAUCAGACUUUUUUUUUCAAAGCUGUUUAUGUCCAAAAAGGUCGUGUCACAUUUAAGAUAA